AUGGGCGUGCACUUGCCGCCGAUCGACCUGGGGCUUGGCCGUUGGGCACGGAAGCUGGUUGCUGGGAACUACCACGUCUGUGCUCUGCUGGACGAAGGCUCCGUAAAGUGUUGGGGCCGAGGAAGCUCGGGUCAGCUUGGCCAGGGCGGCAGCGCCAGCAUCGGGACCCAGCCAAACCAGAUGGGUGAGAACUUGCCGCCGAUCAACCUGGGAACUGGCCGGAGAGCCGUGGACAUCGCGGCCGGCGGCAUCCAGUCCUGCGCAGUGUUGGACGAUGGAUCUGCCAAAUGUUGGGGGGACGGCGUUGGAGACACUGCCGGGGAGAUGGGAGACAGCUUGCAGGCGAUUGACAUGGGCGACCGCACUGUGAAGCAGAUCGCCACGAGCAAGACGUAUUACAGCAGCGGAGACCGCCACACCUGUGCCGUUCUGGAUGACAGCUCCCUAAAAUGCUGGGGUGACAACUCCCAUGGGCAGCUUGGACAGGGGACCACAUCUUCCAUCGCAUCCGGCGCGGUUGCCACCACCCCUGCCAUCGACGUCGGCGGCCGCAGAGUGACGAAGGUGGCGCUGGGCGGCGGGCACACCUGCGUGCUCUUCGACACCGGAAACAUGGCCUGUUGGGGCGAUGGAUCUCGUGGUCAGGUCGGCCAUGGCUCGACCUCGGACAUCGGCACGAUGCCCGGCCAAAUGGGCACGAACUUGCCCCUGGUCGACGUGGGCAACCACACCGUCUUGGACAUUGAUGCCCACCUCUACUACACGUGCGCACUUCUGGAUGACUCCUCCAUGAAGUGCUGGGGAAACACUCUGAAUGGGCGCACGUUCCAUCAAGGCGACGAGCCAAACGAGAUGGGGGCGAACUUGCCCAAGGUGGACCUGGGCAGCCGGGCGAAGCCACAGCAGAUUUCCUCGGGGCUUUGGCAUCGCUGCGCUCUGCUGGACGACUGCUCCUUGAAAUGCUGGGGAAUGAAUGCUUGGGGUCGUCUCGGGUAUGGCGACCAAGUCAACCGGGUUGACGACGACCCCAGCCGCAUGGGUGACAGCUUGCCGUCCGUGGAGCUCGUGAUCAACACAUCGCCUCACACAGACUGCUCCUCCGUGACCACAUCCGGGUCCACCACGACAACGGCCACAAUUACGACGACGACGACGAGCGCCCCAGACCUGGCGCGGGUGCCCCUUCCAGUGCCUGUGGGGCUGCAAGAUGCUCUUGAGGGGGUCUUGGAGGGCUUUGACCACUCCUGCGCAGUGGACGACCUGGGUGAUGCCCGGUGCUGGGGCAGAGGCUGGGAGGGGCAGCUCGGUCAAGGUGGCACCAGCAACAUCGGUGAUUCAGCCAACGAGAUGGGCGUGCACUUGCCGCCGAUCGACCUGGGGCUUGGCCGUUGGGCACGGAAGCUGGUUGCUGGGAACUACCACGUCUGUGCUCUGCUGGACGAAGGCUCCGUAAAGUGUUGGGGCCGAGGAAGCUCGGGUCAGCUUGGCCAGGGCGGCAGCGCCAGCAUCGGGACCCAGCCAAACCAGAUGGGUGAGAACUUGCCGCCGAUCAACCUGGGAACUGGCCGGAGAGCCGUGGACAUCGCGGCCGGCGGCAUCCAGUCCUGCGCAGUGUUGGACGAUGGAUCUGCCAAAUGUUGGGGGGACGGCGUUGGAGACACUGCCGGGGAGAUGGGAGACAGCUUGCAGGCGAUUGACAUGGGCGACCGCACUGUGAAGCAGAUCGCCACGAGCAAGACGUAUUACAGCAGCGGAGACCGCCACACCUGUGCCGUUCUGGAUGACAGCUCCCUAAAAUGCUGGGGUGACAACUCCCAUGGGCAGCUUGGACAGGGGACCACAUCUUCCAUCGCAUCCGGCGCGGUUGCCACCACCCCUGCCAUCGACGUCGGCGGCCGCAGAGUGACGAAGGUGGCGCUGGGCGGCGGGCACACCUGCGUGCUCUUCGACACCGGAAACAUGGCCUGUUGGGGCGAUGGAUCUCGUGGUCAGGUCGGCCAUGGCUCGACCUCGGACAUCGGCACGAUGCCCGGCCAAAUGGGCACGAACUUGCCCCUGGUCGACGUGGGCAACCACACCGUCUUGGACAUUGAUGCCCACCUCUACUACACGUGCGCACUUCUGGAUGACUCCUCCAUGAAGUGCUGGGGAAACACUCUGAAUGGGCGCACGUUCCAUCAAGGCGACGAGCCAAACGAGAUGGGGGCGAACUUGCCCAAGGUGGACCUGGGCAGCCGGGCGAAGCCACAGCAGAUUUCCUCGGGGCUUUGGCAUCGCUGCGCUCUGCUGGACGACUGCUCCUUGAAAUGCUGGGGAAUGAAUGCUUGGGGUCGUCUCGGGUAUGGCGACCAAGUCAACCGGGUUGACGACGACCCCAGCCGCAUGGGUGACAGCUUGCCGUCCGUGGAGCUCGUGAUCAACACAUCGCCUCACACAGACUGCUCCUCCGUGACCACAUCCGGGUACAGCCUUCCGUUCUCGCAGGCCUGUGGGGCUGCAAGCUUUGACCACUCCUGCGCAGUGGACGACCUGGGUGAUGCCCGGUGCUGGGGCAGAGGCUGGGAGGGGCAGCUCGGUCAAGGUGGCACCAGCAACAUCGGUGAUUCAGCCAACGAGAUGGGCGUGCACUUGCCGCCGAUCGACCUGGGGCUUGGCCGUUGGGCACGGAAGCUGGUUGCUGGGAACUACCACGUCUGUGCUCUGCUGGACGAAGGCUCCGUAAAGUGUUGGGGCCGAGGAAGCUCGGGUCAGCUUGGCCAGGGCGGCAGCGCCAGCAUCGGGACCCAGCCAAACCAGAUGGGUGAGAACUUGCCGCCGAUCAACCUGGGAACUGGCCGGAGAGCCGUGGACAUCGCGGCCGGCGGCAUCCAGUCCUGCGCAGUGUUGGACGAUGGAUCUGCCAAAUGUUGGGGGGACGGCGUUGGAGACACUGCCGGGGAGAUGGGAGACAGCUUGCAGGCGAUUGACAUGGGCGACCGCACUGUGAAGCAGAUCGCCACGAGCAAGACGUAUUACAGCAGCGGAGACCGCCACACCUGUGCCGUUCUGGAUGACAGCUCCCUAAAAUGCUGGGGUGACAACUCCCAUGGGCAGCUUGGACAGGGGACCACAUCUUCCAUCGCAUCCGGCGCGGUUGCCACCACCCCUGCCAUCGACGUCGGCGGCCGCAGAGUGACGAAGGUGGCGCUGGGCGGCGGGCACACCUGCGUGCUCUUCGACACCGGAAACAUGGCCUGUUGGGGCGAUGGAUCUCGUGGUCAGGUCGGCCAUGGCUCGACCUCGGACAUCGGCACGAUGCCCGGCCAAAUGGGCACGAACUUGCCCCUGGUCGACGUGGGCAACCACACCGUCUUGGACAUUGAUGCCCACCUCUACUACACGUGCGCACUUCUGGAUGACUCCUCCAUGAAGUGCUGGGGAAACACUCUGAAUGGGCGCACGUUCCAUCAAGGCGACGAGCCAAACGAGAUGGGGGCGAACUUGCCCAAGGUGGACCUGGGCAGCCGGGCGAAGCCACAGCAGAUUUCCUCGGGGCUUUGGCAUCGCUGCGCUCUGCUGGACGACUGCUCCUUGAAAUGCUGGGGAAUGAAUGCUUGGGGUCGUCUCGGGUAUGGCGACCAAGUCAACCGGGUUGACGACGACCCCAGCCGCAUGGGUGACAGCUUGCCGUCCGUGGAGCUCGUGAUCAACACAUCGCCUCACACAGACUGCUCCUCCGUGACCACAUCCGGGUACAGCCUUCCGUUCUCGCAGGCCUGUGGGGCUGCAAGCUUUGACCACUCCUGCGCAGUGGACGACCUGGGUGAUGCCCGGUGCUGGGGCAGAGGCUGGGAGGGGCAGCUCGGUCAAGGUGGCACCAGCAACAUCGGUGAUUCAGCCAACGAGAUGGGCGUGCACUUGCCGCCGAUCGACCUGGGGCUUGGCCGUUGGGCACGGAAGCUGGUUGCUGGGAACUACCACGUCUGUGCUCUGCUGGACGAAGGCUCCGUAAAGUGUUGGGGCCGAGGAAGCUCGGGUCAGCUUGGCCAGGGCGGCAGCGCCAGCAUCGGGACCCAGCCAAACCAGAUGGGUGAGAACUUGCCGCCGAUCAACCUGGGAACUGGCCGGAGAGCCGUGGACAUCGCGGCCGGCGGCAUCCAGUCCUGCGCAGUGUUGGACGAUGGAUCUGCCAAAUGUUGGGGGGACGGCGUUGGAGACACUGCCGGGGAGAUGGGAGACAGCUUGCAGGCGAUUGACAUGGGCGACCGCACUGUGAAGCAGAUCGCCACGAGCAAGACGUAUUACAGCAGCGGAGACCGCCACACCUGUGCCGUUCUGGAUGACAGCUCCCUAAAAUGCUGGGGUGACAACUCCCAUGGGCAGCUUGGACAGGGGACCACAUCUUCCAUCGCAUCCGGCGCGGUUGCCACCACCCCUGCCAUCGACGUCGGCGGCCGCAGAGUGACGAAGGUGGCGCUGGGCGGCGGGCACACCUGCGUGCUCUUCGACACCGGAAACAUGGCCUGUUGGGGCGAUGGAUCUCGUGGUCAGGUCGGCCAUGGCUCGACCUCGGACAUCGGCACGAUGCCCGGCCAAAUGGGCACGAACUUGCCCCUGGUCGACGUGGGCAACCACACCGUCUUGGACAUUGAUGCCCACCUCUACUACACGUGCGCACUUCUGGAUGACUCCUCCAUGAAGUGCUGGGGAAACACUCUGAAUGGGCGCACGUUCCAUCAAGGCGACGAGCCAAACGAGAUGGGGGCGAACUUGCCCAAGGUGGACCUGGGCAGCCGGGCGAAGCCACAGCAGAUUUCCUCGGGGCUUUGGCAUCGCUGCGCUCUGCUGGACGACUGCUCCUUGAAAUGCUGGGGAAUGAAUGCUUGGGGUCGUCUCGGGUAUGGCGACCAAGUCAACCGGGUUGACGACGACCCCAGCCGCAUGGGUGACAGCUUGCCGUCCGUGGAGCUCGUGAUCAACACAUCGCCUCACACAGACUGCUCCUCCGUGACCACAUCCGGGUACAGCCUUCCGUUCUCGCAGGCCUGUGGGGCUGCAAGCUUUGACCACUCCUGCGCAGUGGACGACCUGGGUGAUGCCCGGUGCUGGGGCAGAGGCUGGGAGGGGCAGCUCGGUCAAGGUGGCACCAGCAACAUCGGUGAUUCAGCCAACGAGAUGGGCGUGCACUUGCCGCCGAUCGACCUGGGGCUUGGCCGUUGGGCACGGAAGCUGGUUGCUGGGAACUACCACGUCUGUGCUCUGCUGGACGAAGGCUCCGUAAAGUGUUGGGGCCGAGGAAGCUCGGGUCAGCUUGGCCAGGGCGGCAGCGCCAGCAUCGGGACCCAGCCAAACCAGAUGGGUGAGAACUUGCCGCCGAUCAACCUGGGAACUGGCCGGAGAGCCGUGGACAUCGCGGCCGGCGGCAUCCAGUCCUGCGCAGUGUUGGACGAUGGAUCUGCCAAAUGUUGGGGGGACGGCAUUGGAGACACUGCCGGGGAGAUGGGAGACAGCUUGCAGGCGAUUGACAUGGGCGACCGCACUGUGAAGCAGAUCGCCACGAGCAAGACGUAUUACAGCAGCGGAGACCGCCACACCUGUGCCGUUCUGGAUGACAGCUCCCUAAAAUGCUGGGGUGACAACUCCCAUGGGCAGCUUGGACAGGGGACCACAUCUUCCAUCGCAUCCGGCGCGGUUGCCACCACCCCUGCCAUCGACGUCGGCGGCCGCAGAGUGACGAAGGUGGCGCUGGGCGGCGGGCACACCUGCGUGCUCUUCGACACCGGAAACAUGGCCUGUUGGGGCGAUGGAUCUCGUGGUCAGGUCGGCCAUGGCUCGACCUCGGACAUCGGCACGAUGCCCGGCCAAAUGGGCACGAACUUGCCCCUGGUCGACGUGGGCAACCACACCGUCUUGGACAUUGAUGCCCACCUCUACUACACGUGCGCACUUCUGGAUGACUCCUCCAUGAAGUGCUGGGGAAACACUCUGAAUGGGCGCACGUUCCAUCAAGGCGACGAGCCAAACGAGAUGGGGGCGAACUUGCCCAAGGUGGACCUGGGCAGCCGGGCGAAGCCACAGCAGAUUUCCUCGGGGCUUUGGCAUCGCUGCGCUCUGCUGGACGACUGCUCCUUGAAAUGCUGGGGAAUGAAUGCUUGGGGUCGUCUCGGGUAUGGCGACCAAGUCAACCGGGUUGACGACGACCCCAGCCGCAUGGGUGACAGCUUGCCGUCCGUGGAGCUCGUGAUCAACACAUCGCCUCACACAGACUGCUCCUCCGUGACCACAUCCGGGUCCACCACGACAUCAAUGACGAGAACGAGUGCCCCAGACCUGUGCGCCGCCCCAGGGCAGUGCGUGGUAUACAACGGCUACGAGUACCGGACCUUGGACGGCACCUUCCCAGACAGCACUUCUGCAGGAUACCAGGAUUACUGGCUGCCUCUGCCGGAUGGCUGGGAGAUCGCUCCGUGGGAGGAGGAUGUGCGGGCUGUGGCGGAGGGACACCCGUGGGGCGCGCACCGCAUCGUGCACAGCAGCACCACCCGCGAGCACUGCAGCUGCACUCCCCUUUACACCUCCUGUGAGUGCUCUUGGGGCAGCGGCCGGGUCUACGCCACUCGGACGAUCGACAACGUCACGGAAUACAAGACCUCCCACAACGACCGCAUCCUCAUCCGGCGGCCUUCCGGAACCACGACCACAGCGAGCGCCACGGUCACCAGCACGUCCGGGACGUCGACGAGCCGCCUCCUGGAGAGCGGUGUGAACGUCACGGAGCCCGCGUUCUUGGAGGCGGAUGUCAACUGGACGGCAGGGCUCCACACCCUGGGCAGCACCGUCGCGGUGAUGCCCGGGGCCACCCUCACCAUUCAGGGCGACCCCGACUUCCCUGUCUUGUCCUUCGUGCACGGCGACGCCGGCAUCCUGCUCUACGGCGGUGCGAAGCUGGUGGUGCGGCAUGCAGCCUUCUACACGCCCUUCCGGGGCUGGCAGAAUCUGGAUGGCGUGCCCACCUCGGAGAGGCCACCUUCCAUCACGGGGAUCAGGUUUGAAAGUGGAGGUGCGACUGUGGUGAUGGACAAUGUCAUCUGUGAGGGCCUGACAUACUGCCUGCGAGUGGACAGCAAUGCGGCCGUAACCAUCACGAACAGCUUGUUCAUGGACAACUACCAAGCCAUCCGGGCAGUUCGGCACACGGUGACGGUGCAGAAUUCCGUGUUCUUCCGGAACCACGAGGGGGCCUUCAUGGAUUACGGCAAGAUCGAAGACUCUUUGUUCCUGUUGAACAGCAUCGGCGGCUACAGUCAACGCGUGCAGUUCAGAAACUGCAUGUUCGCCCAGAACAGCAAGGGCAUGCGAGGUCGCUGGCCUGACUUCGAAAACGUGCUCUUCUUCGAGAAUGACAUCGGAUACAUGAGCAACGAUGAUGGGCAAUCUGUCUACUCCAAUGUCACCUUUCUGGACAAUCGUAUCAGCAUGCAGCUCCUGGACGUGGCCGACAUCCGUUGGACGAACUUCCUCGGGACGGUGGAGUAUCACCUCCACUACACGGCAAGUGCCCUCUACAACCUGGAUGCAGGGUCCAUCUUCUGGAAUACAACCUCCACUGAUGUGGUGUCAUCCAAGAUCUACGACGCCCUGGAUGGGAGCGGCAAGGGCCUUGUUCGCCUGCUUGCGGCCGAGUCCCUUCCCAUGAGACCUUUCCUACAUGGCAUGUACUCGGACGGCGUAUGCGCAGGCCAAUGUGGGCAGAAGUGGUUCAACGCCAACUGGUCCAGCUUGAUAGGUGCGGGCGCAGGCACUUUCGGCUACUUCGACACAGCUCGCGACCUGCGAAACGGCCAGGCUCUGCAAGAGGCACUGCUGAACGGCUACCGCCCUGACAGCAACAUGGAUUUGAGCAUGUACGUGCUUGACAUCGCAGACAUGCUGGGUGCCGUCUGGGCCUACCAGACCGUGGGCACGACGACAAGUCCCCUGCCCAGCACGAGCUCCGCUGCCAGGACGACCACCACCACCACCACUACGACGGUGGCUGCGCACUUGCUGGUGGGCGCCAACACUAUCAUGACGGAGCCAGUCUGGCUGUUCCACGACACCGUCUGGGCUGCUUCUGACGGUAUCCGGGCCCUUGCCAAGCAGGUCACGAUCCUACCGGAUGUGACGCUUAGCAUCGAGGGAGAUGAAAAUUCUACAGCAGUCGUCUUGUCCUUCGUGCACGGCGACGCUGGCAUCCUGCUCUACGGCGGUGCGAAGCUGGUGGUGCGGCAUGCAGCCUUCUACACGCCCUUCCGGGGCUGGCAGAAUCUGGAUGGCGUGCCCACCUCGGAGAGGCCACCUUCCAUCACGGGGAUCAGGUUUGAAAGUGGAGGUGCGACUGUGGUGAUGGACAAUGUCAUCUGUGAGGGCCUGACAUACUGCCUGCGAGUGGAGAGCAAUGCGGCCGUAACCAUCACGAACAGCUUGUUCAUGGACAACUACCAAGCCAUCCGGGCAGUUCGGCACACGGUGACGGUGCAGAAUUCCGUGUUCUUCCGGAACCACGAGGGGGCCUUCAUGGAUUACGGCAAGAUCGAAGACUCUUUGUUCCUGUUGAACAGCAUUGGCGGCUACAGUCAACGCGUGCAGUUCAGAAACUGCAUGUUCGCCCAGAACAGCAAGGGCAUGCGAGGUCGCUGGCCUGACUUCGAAAACGUGCUCUUCUUCGAGAAUGACAUCGGAUACAUGAGCAACGAUGAUGGGCAAUCUGUCUACUCCAAUGUCACCUUUCUGGACAAUCGUAUCAGCAUGCAGCUCCUGGACGUGGCCGACAUCCGUUGGACGAACUUCCUCGGGACGGUGGAGUAUCACCUCCACUACACGGCAAGUGCCCUCUACAACCUGGAUGAAGGGUCCAUCUUCUGGAAUACAACCUCCACUGAUGUCGUGUCAUCCAAGAUCUACGACGCCCUGGAUGGGAGCGGCAAGGGCCUUGUUCGCCUGCUUACGGCCGAGUCCCUUCCCAUGAGACCUUUCCUGCAUGGCAUGUACUCGGACGGCGUAUGCGCAGGCCAAUGUGGGCAGAAGUGGUUCAACGCCAACUGGUCCAGCUUGAUAGGUGCGGGCGCAGGCACUUUCGGCUACUUCGACACAGCUCGCGACCUGCGAAACGGCCAGGCUCUGCAAGAGGCACUGCUGAACGGCUACCGCCCUGACAGCAACAUGGAUUUGAGCAUGUACGUGCUUGACAUCGCAGACAUGCUGGGUGCCGUCUGGGCCUACCAGACCGUGGGCACGACGACAAGUCCCCUGCCCAGCACGAGCUCCGCUGCCAGGACGACCACCACCACCACCACUACGACGGUGGCUGCGCACUUGCUGGUGGGCGCCAACACUAUCAUGACGGAGCCAGUCUGGCUGUUCCACGACACCGUCUGGGCUGCUUCUGACGGUAUCCGGGCCCUUGCCAAGCAGGUCACGAUCCUACCGGAUGUGACGCUUACCAUCGAGGGAGAUGAAAAUUCUACAGCAGUCGUCUUGUCCUUUGUGCACGGCGACGCCGGCAUCCUGCUCUACGGCGGUGCGAAGCUGGUGGUGCGGCAUGCAGCCUUCUACACGCCCUUCCGGGGCUGGCAGAAUCUGGAUGGCGUGCCCACCUCGGAGAGGCCACCUUCCAUCACGGGGAUCAGGUUUGAAAGUGGAGGUGCGACUGUGGUGAUGGACAAUGUCAUCUGUGAGGGCCUGACAUACUGCCUGCGAGUGGACAGCAAUGUGGCCGUAACCAUCACGAACAGCUUGUUCAUGGACAACUACCAAGCCAUCCGGGCAGUUCGGCACACGGUGACGGUGCAGAAUUCCGUGUUCUUCCGGAACCACGAGGGGGCCUUCAUGGAUUACGGCAAGAUCGAAGACUCUUUGUUCCUGUUGAACAGCAUCGGCGGCUACAGUCAACGCGUGCAGUUCAGAAACUGCAUGUUCGCCCAGAACAGCAAGGGCAUGCGAGGUCGCUGGCCUGACUUCGAAAACGUGCUCUUCUUCGAGAAUGACAUCGGAUACAUGAGCAACGAUGAUGGGCAAUCUGUCUACUCCAAUGUCACCUUUCUGGACAAUCGUAUCAGCAUGCAGCUCCUGGACGUGGCCGACAUCCGUUGGACGAACUUCCUCGGGACGGUGGAGUAUCACCUCCACUACACGGCAAGUGCCCUCUACAACCUGGAUGCAGGGUCAAUCUUCUGGAAUACAACCUCCACUGAUGUGGUGUCAUCCAAGAUCUACGACGCCCUGGAUGGGAGCGGCAAGGGCCUUGUUCGCCUGCUUGCGGCCGAGUCCCUUCCCAUGAGACCUUUCCUGCAUGGCAUGUACUCGGACGGCGUAUGCGCAGGCCAAUGUGGGCAGAAGUGGUUCAACGCCAACUGGUCCAGCUUGAUAGGUGCGGGCGCAGGCACUUUCGGCUACUUCGACGCAGAUCGCGACCUGCGAAGCGGCCAGGCUCUGCAAGAGGCACUGCUGAACGGCUACCGCCCUGACAGCAACAUGGAUUUGAGCAUGUACGUGCUUGACAUCGCAGACAUGCUGGGUGCCGUAUGGGCCUAUCAGACACUGGGCAUCAGCACCACCACCACAAGCCGCAUCUCCACGUCGACGAGCCGCCUCCUGGAGAGCGGUGUGAACGUCACGGAGCCCGCGUUCUUGGAGGCGGAUGUCAACUGGACGGCAGGGCUCCACACCCUGGGCAGCACCGUCGCGGUGAUGCCCGGGGCCACCCUCACCAUUCAGGGCGACCCCGACUUCCCUGCAGCCCAGGGCUCAGUGCUGAAAUGCGCUGUCUGCGCAUGCUGA
This is a messenger RNA of Symbiodinium sp. CCMP2592, 10797 nucleotides long. The record is from the annotation of a GenBank genome assembly. NCBI's taxonomy places the organism in Eukaryota, Dinophyceae, Suessiales, Symbiodiniaceae.